This is a messenger RNA of Lampris incognitus (smalleye Pacific opah), 2878 nucleotides long. RefSeq names its product tensin-3-like. The record is from RefSeq and is a predicted model, not a curated record. Bases 140 to 2878 code for a protein of 912 amino acids. Gene Ontology annotation, molecular function: phosphatase activity. NCBI's taxonomy places the organism in Eukaryota, Metazoa, Chordata, Actinopteri, Lampriformes, Lampridae. The transcript has 16 exons. Gene Ontology annotation, biological process: dephosphorylation.
UCUCUUCAGCCGGAGAGACCGGGACGCGGUGAUGAAGCCGAGGACCUUGACCAUCAAAUAUUGACAUUGCCGAAGUCGCUUGUGUGUAGAGGGACUGAGCUACUAUCUCUGUAUUCCAGUGGGAAGACACGGUUUCGGGAUGGAGGAGGGAUACGAACUCGACCUCACGUACAUCACAGAGCGCAUCAUCGCCGUUUCCUUCCCUUGGGCGUGCUCCGAGGAGAUCUACCUGCACAACCUGAAGGACGUCACGCGCAUGCUCAAAUCCAAACAUGCAGACAAUUACCUGAUCAUCAACCUGUCUGAGAAAAGAAGCGAUCUCGCCAGGAUGAAUCCCAAGACCCUCGACACGGGCUGGCCUGACCUGCAUGCCCCUCCUCUGGAUAAGAUCUGCACUAUCUGCAAGGCAAUGGAAAGCUGGCUUAACGCCGACCCCCUCCAUGUGGUGGUCAUACACUGCAGGGGUGGCAAGGGUCGAAUUGGUGUGAUCAUCUCCUCAUUUGUGCAUUUCACCGAUAUAUCAGCGGGUGCCGAUCAGGCGUUGGACCGCUUUGCGAUGAGGAAAUUCUACGAUGACAAGGUCUCGGCUCUGAUGACGCCGUCUCAGAAGAGGUACGUUUGGAUCCUCAACAGCCUUUUGAGCGGGUCGAUGAAGAUCAACGCCUCGCCCUUGUUCCUGCACUGUGUCGUCCUUCACGGGAUACCGAACUUCGACGCCACUGGAGUGUGUCGUCCCUACCUCAAGGUGUACCAGGGGAUGCAGGCCGUGUACUCUUCAGGGGUCUACCACAUCGGUCCGGGCCACAGAGACCGAAUAUGCAUCAGCCUGGAGCCGGCCCAGCUGCUAAAAGGGGACAUCAUGGUGAAGUGCUAUCACAAGAGCGAAAUCACGUCGGAACGUGAGGUGGUUUUCCGGCUGCAGUUCCACACGGGAGCAGUGCAGGGCUACAACCUGACGUUUGAGAAGGAGGACAUGGAGACCGCCAACAAAGAUCCCAGAUUUCCGGAUUACGGGAAAGUGGAGUUAGUGUUCUCAAAGGGCCCCGAGAAGAUCCCAGGCGCAGACAGGUGGCAGAAUAGCGCGGAUGUGAUUGUGGACUACAACACAGCCGACCCUCUGACCCGCUGGGACUCCUAUCACAACGUGUUUGACGGGGAAGUGCCACGUUCUCAGGGCCUAACCCAGGACAAAGGCGUCGCGGCCAACAAGAGAAGCCCCGGCGGAGGAACGGCUACGCUGGGCCGAGAGGCCCACACCACCUCCGCCACCUCCAGCCCCGACCACAGUGACCACGCCCUCUCCGCCAGCAGCGACAGCGGCCUCUCUAGCACUUCUCUGUGGGCGGAUAAACCCGCUCCCAUCACUACCGCCGCCGCCACCACCACAAGGCCCAGCCAGGGACCCAGCCGGCAAGAGAAGGCCGAUCUAAAGCGCCUCCUGAGCGGCUUUGGUCUCGAGGACUCCUCCCUGGAGGAGAUGGGGGAUCAAGGUCUCAGGGUGAGCGUCCAGCGGCUAUCGCCUGCCCGGGGCCACAUGAACGGAGACCCCCGUCCCAGAGAAAGAGAAACGGACAUCUUGGAUGAUGAGGUCAUGACGGGUCAUGACCUGCACAGCGUGGACAGCCUGGGGACCUUGUCGUCCUCCUGCCACAAGAGCAGCCAGAAUUCCCUGCUGUCGGAUGGCUUUGGUAGUCCCGGGGGAGAGGAGCAGCAGCAGCCCCAAAGCCAGCAUCACCUCCACCACCCUGCACCGCCUACUAUCGAGGAGUAUGAGAGAGCCUAUAAUGAGGCUAGGAGGGGCUGUCUAGGAGCCCGGAGCAACUCUGUGGCCUCCUGUGCCCCCAGCAGUUCUUCCAUGGCUAAACAACAGGUAUACAGACAGGGAAGCUAUUCCACACACUCCUGGGUUCGCCAGCAGCAGAUGGUGGCCGCCCAGCAGUUUGCCUACAUGCCAGAGGACACCGGCGACAUGGAAAGGUACCCAGGGAACAAGCCGGGGAGCAGCCCGCCCAAACCGGGCCUUCCUAGCGAACCGCCGGGUCCCAUGACUCGGGACACGACUGAACCCGUGAGAGGAGCAGCGGCUCACAACGAGCAGACGACGGCAACCAAAAGCAACAGCGUCAAAACAGAUGAGGAGUUCAAAUCUCUGACAGUGGACAUAGACAACUCUAUUGACCAGCUCAACCAGCUGAUCAUGGACCUGGACCCCACAUUUGUGCCGGUUUCAAAGCGCUCCGGCUCUGUGAAAAGGAACAACGGGGCACUUGUGAAUGGAUCAGCCACCAAAUGCUCCAACGGCGUCAAUCACAGACUCAACGAUGGCAACGUGGCCCCCCUGCAAAUCACACAGCAGACAGUUGUCCAGCCGGGCGAGGUGAGUGGAGACAGCCUGCGGAGUCUGAGCCGCCAGGCGAGCGACGUCCCGGACCACCCGGGCUUUGCCCACUCGGGGUGGGGCGGGUCAGAGGAGUACAGGAGCACUCGGACGUAUUCUCCCUGUGUGCCACAGCCCCAGCAUGGCAUGUUGUACAGGAGUGACAGUGUUGACUACAGGGCUCAAGGCCAAGACAUGGACAGCGGGGUGGAGGCUGGGAGUGACCUGACACCCCCUACCCCCGCCUUCCCCAUCUCCCCCCCUACGCCUUACGUGAAAACCAUUGCAGAAUUCACUCAGUUCAUGCCGACGCCGUGUGCCGGCGUGCAGCCCUACUGCAGCUACAGAGCGGAGCACGAGUGCCGUGGCUACUCGGACGUGGUCGGUCACAUGGGGCUGCCGGACGACGGCGUGCCGCUCACCUCCCACGGCUGCCACAGGCCGCUGAGCAACGCACGCUCCACCUCCAUCAGUGGAACGCUGCAGCACACCGACGGGUAG